UUAUAUGUAAUUAUGAAUUGAAUCUAGCGUCUGAAUAAAUUGACUAAUUUUAUUGAUGUUGGUUACGAGAAUAUGAAAAAAGGCGGGGACAAAGUGGAUUCUAUGCUAUCGGUAACCUGAGCUAUAGAGAUUACAGUAGAGAGGAGAAACGGCCCAUAAA
This is a messenger RNA of Marchantia polymorpha subsp. ruderalis, 160 nucleotides long. NCBI's taxonomy places the organism in Eukaryota, Viridiplantae, Streptophyta, Marchantiopsida, Marchantiales, Marchantiaceae. The record is from the annotation of a GenBank genome assembly.